Sesamum indicum (sesame) is the source of this 3760-nucleotide messenger RNA. RefSeq lists its product as uncharacterized. The record is from RefSeq and is a predicted model, not a curated record. NCBI's taxonomy places the organism in Eukaryota, Viridiplantae, Streptophyta, Magnoliopsida, Lamiales, Pedaliaceae.
UCAGGUCAUUGUUCUUUGCAAAAACACUUGUUACUUGUUCAUGUUUGUGUUUGUACACAGAAGAGAUCUUAUCUUGGAUCUCUCUCUCACUCACUCUCUGUGUGUCUCAAUCUCUCUUUCUAUGUAGUUUGGCUGAUUGAUCAAGAACUGUAUUUUUCUCUUUUGCUGUUUUGGUUUUGAAGGUUCUCCAAUGGCAGUAGAAAGAUUCCAGCUUUGUUCUCUGGGGUCCUUCAAUUCUUGUCCUUUUACUGCACACAAAAAUUCCAACUUGUCAAACUGAAUUUUUCUUUCUAGCUUUCUGCCCUUCCUUGUGCUUUGCUUUGGAUAAUUUUUGACCCCUUUGGUAUUUGUUUAUAUGGAGCUGUAAAGGAGUCAGAAAAAAGAAUCUGGGUUUUGAGCUUGUGCCUUUGGUUCUUCCCAUGGGAUGGGAACUAAAAUACAAGGUAAUGCAUUUCUGCGGGAGUCUCAUUCUGUCAUUGAUCUUGACGGAAGCACAAGCAGUGGUGCGAGGACCUUAUAUCAUGAGAACCAGCUUCUGAGAAAUGGACAGAAUCCUGACUCAUUCACAUCCCCGAUGUACACAAAUGGUUAUCUGGGAUAUGACUCAGAGAGAGUGAGGCAGACAAUUCUCGAGCAUGAAUCGAUUUUCAGAAAUCAGAUCCAGGAACUGCACCGUCUUUAUGCAAGACAGCAAGAGCUGAUGAAUGAAAUCAAGAGGAGAGAAUUAAACAAAGAUGAUAUGAAGGGAGAAAAGCAUCGGUUGAGCACUUUGUUCGCUCCCAUCCCUCCUGGAGAUGCAAAAAGAACAUGGAAUCUCCCUCAUUCGAUGGCUGAUUGUCUGCCAACGUCAGGCACUUCUAGCAAACUGUUUCCCAGUUUUCCGGAGGAUAACGGUGUGCCCGUAUUGCCCUGCACCCAAGACAUAAGAAGUUUGAGGACUUGUGAACCUUGGUUGUCUAAGUGCAGCGUUUUCCCAAAUGGAACCUAUACCCUCGGAAUUCCAGCUGAUAUAUACCAUAGAAAUCUGGAGAAGCGGAUGCAAGAAAGAUUUUGUAAAUUACAGGGGGUUGAAAUUGCCUCCACAAACAGGAACCAUCCAGCCGCAUACGGUAGAGAUGCUAAAUUUUCUCUUACUGCUGUUCAGACAUCUCAAUGUGAUACUGAGGCUUUGGGAUUUAACUUGUGCUUCAAACGUACCAAUCAUCCAGGAGACACAAGUUUAACCAACCCAAGAGAUGGAGUUCCUGAUGGUCCAACGCUUUCAAGAGGAGAGGUAACUCCAAAUACAUGUUCAAACUUUAAUCUAAUGACUAGAGAUUUCUUUCAAAAUUCCCUGGAUGCAAAGAACGGGAGUUCUCUGAGCAUUCUGGGAUCGAGGAAUGAAAGAAGUGGGAAGGAGCAUCACUCUGAUGACCAUGCAGAGAAAAGGAGAUUUGACAAACAUUCUUCUGUUGGAGACUUCGGUUCUGGCAAGUCACUGGCAUUUCCUCAACCACUACAGGCUGAACCACGAAAUGAACCUUCAAAUUGUCCGUUGGAUAUGGGUACAUCAGUGCCUCGUGGGAAAAGGAAAAUCUUUGGGGUUGAAAUUUCUGAAGAAAAUGAUGGUCCUUCUAACGUUGCUUCCAACAUUUCAAGUACUCUGGAUCAGAAAGUUGGACCUCAUCAAGAAAAUCACCAUGUUGUCUCGUUUGAUUCACCCUCAUGGAUUUCUAAAUCUUACGUGCAAAAUCUUGAGCUUGGUGGAAUCAAUGGGAAUAAUGGCAAAAACAAGGCAGAUGUGGAAAGCGAACUAUCGAGCCAGAAAUCCUAUCAUUCUGAUAUGAAUGGGAAAUGGUUGCAGGGCUGUUCUUCAAUUGGAUCAAACUUUGUCAAAGGGCAAAGUGAUAACAGAAAAUGUUUCAUGAAUAUGGAUGACAUGAACUUGAAGCCUGCAGAAGUCUUGAAGAAAAAUCCAGAAAACUUCCAGAAGUUUCAAGAGGUGGUUCCUCAACAUCAUACUGUUCUUGCAGAUUGUCAAAGCCACCGGGAGAAUUCCAGGGGAGGGUUGCCCUGGUUUCUUAAAAAUUCACAAGAUAGUGGUGAUCCAAACAAAGGGGUGAAGAGGUCGUAUUUCAUGAAUCUGGACUCUUUGCAAAGUUGUUCUCAGAAGUUCUUUGGGAAAUCUGAGAUGGCUGAUGGCUCCUUUCAAGCUUCGAAGCAGGACAAGGAAAUCUCAGCACCCAAGGAUGUGGAGGGUGGAAUCAAUGAGAUCAACAACAGUAUCAGUACUAAAAAGAUUCUUGGUUUUCCAAUUUCUAAUAUCGUUCAAAGCUUCAAGGAUCCAAAUUCUGGAGACAACCUCUCUAGGGCCAACUGCCCUGGUAUCUGCGGUGAUAGUGCUACAAAAGCUAAAACAGAUGAAGAUGUUUCAAGGAAUCAGCUUGAAACCAAGAAUCUUGUUUUACAGAAAGGAUUAAAUAACUAUAUAUCUGACUUGAGGCAUCAUAUCGAUUUGAACUUGUCUUUGGAAGAGGAGGACGCUCCAUCAGCACCUUCUGUCCCAACAGCUAUUGUAAAAAUUGCAACCACAGAGAUAGAUUUGGAGGUUCCAGCAGUUGUUGAAUUCGAAACUAAUACAUCAUCUCCUAAAGAAUCCAAGUCUAGGAAAAUGGACAUGCCUCAAGGAAACCCUGGAGUUUCUUAUGAAGAACGUGAUAGAAUUGCAGCGGAGGCCAUAAUUUCCAUCUUGUUGUCUGGGAAGAAGAAUUUGGUUGAUGACUGUGUUUGCGGGCCUCCAGAAGUCGCAUCUAGGGAUCAUCUCAAAUGGUUUGCAGAAACAAUUUUAUCUCAAUGUGGUGAUACUCCAAGCAUUUAUGUCGAAGUUCCCUUGAAUCAGAAUGGAUCAUGUAAAGAAGAAGAAUCUAUUCCUGAUGGUAUGGACUACUUUGAGUUCAUGACAUUAAAGUUAGAAGAAACCAAGGAAAAAUACUAUCACUAUGAGCCAGCUGUGUUGAACAAUCCAAGUGACGAUGAGAUUGGGAAUGCUACAUUGUCCAAAAGGUCUCGAAGAGGGCAGUCAAGGAGGGGGAGACAACGAAAGGACUUCCAACGCGACAUACUUCCUGGUUUGGUUACAUUGUCACGUCUUGAAGUGACUGAGGAUCUACAGGCGUUUGAAGAGUUACUGAAAGCUGAAGGUAGAACUUUGCAGUCAGGUUUGUCACAACGAAGCUCCACGAGGAACGGUAGGGGAAGGAAGCGUUCGGCUGGUCCAACGACACCUAUAACCACAAGAGCACUUUGCUCAACCCCAGUGCAGAAGCCCAUUUGUCAACUUGAGGAGAGAAGUUUAGCGGGAUGGGGAAAGAAAACUAGGCGUCUCCCACGGCAGAGAUGCCCCAAUGCGAUUAUUUCGUUUCCCGUAAAAUGCUGACAAAUCCAUUGUCCUGGUUUUCUCUUGAUGAAUAGACAACCGAACUCAGGGAGUGGCAUAAAGACUUUCUUCAUUAUUGAGCUCUAGUAUCAGUUUUUGUAAAUAGCUAUAGAGUUAAUAUUAUUCUCCCGACUUCAAUAUCAGUAAACUGGUGUAAGUUUGUUGUCGUUACCAUUGGUUCCUCCUGCCGGAAGCAAAUAUGUUUAUGAUUAAUUACUCGACAUUGAGACCAGACUGGUACUAUCAUGUCACAAUUCUUAUGUUACUGAGUUCUUGACCUUUGUAUGGGAUUUUCUGCCGUUUUCAUAGGCCUGCUUAGCAAUUGCAAUUGAUGUUGUUCCGCCA